CUACGAAGCCACACGCUCCGUUCUCUGUUCCUCCCCGUACGCAACUACUUCUCCCUACUCCUCUCUUCUCCUCAACUCGAUUGUGGAUGAGAGACCACCGAACCGUCGCGAUUCGACACGCCACCCUAAGACCACACCCGUCCAAGCCUCCCGCCCCCGCUCCGGCCACUCGUCCGGCGCCGCCGGAGUGAUCUCCGGACGUGAUUGCGCUUCCGCGACGGAAAAUUUGGUGCUAUUCUGUGUAAUUGUACCUGAUAGGAAGAUGCUAGGGUUUAUGUUUUGAGUUCCACGUUCGUUUCAAAAAUGAAGUCUGCAGGUUCCAACAACCAGUGAUUUUGGAACACUUGUGCAAGUCCAAGAUCGAUUCGAGUGGCAAUCAUUUACAUAUGACUUAAGUUAAAAAUUAAAAAGAUAAUGGUGCUCUGAGAUUAACUGAACUUGACUGUCACUGCUUCAAGUUCUCAAAUUCACAUGGGUACUUCAAUGGAAGGUGUUCAAGAUGAUGUUGCUUCUGAUAAAUUGCAGCAGAGGCAGAGCCUCAAUGCAGGGGUUAAUGCAUCUCAAUCUGUUCAAGAAGUGACUGAUCCUAUAAUACCUGAGAAAGGAUCAGAAGCGGAAUUGAAUCCAUCUUUUGCUGCUUCAAGUUCACAAGUUGACAUGGGUACUUCAGGGGAAGGUGCGGCAGAUAAUGUUGCUUCUAAUAAAUUGCAGCAGAGACAAAUUCCUGAUACAGGGGUCCAUGCAUCACAAUCUCAUCAAGAAGCAAUCAUGCCCUCCAUCAUACCUGAGAAGGCAUCAGAAGAUGGAUACAAUUGGCGAAAGUAUGGGCAAAAGCAUGUUAAAGGAAAUGAGUUUAUUCGUAGCUAUUACAGAUGUACACAUCCUAACUGCCAAGUGAAAAAGCAACUGGAACGCUCCCAUGAUGGGCAAAUAACUGAUAUUAUUUAUUUUGGUAAGCAUGAUCACCCUAAACUUCAAGUUGAUCUUCCGUUGGCUGUUGGCCUUGUUGUCCCUGUCCAAGAAGUAAGACCAAAGGAGCCAUCAUCAACUCUCGUGGAAGAAAAAUCUUUGGAUGGGGAUGGCCAGACAUCUUGUCAAAUUGAGCCAGUGGAUGCCCCCCAACCUGCUAUUGCAGUCAGUGAUGAUUGUGCGGAUCGUGCUAUUGCUGUAUGGAGCAGGACAAGAGAUGAGACUGAUAAUGAUGAUGAUCCUGACUCAAAAAGACAGAAGAAAGACAUUAAUAAUGUCGAUGCCACUCCGACCGAUAAGCCAAGUGGUGAACCGCGCAUUGUUGUUCAGACUGUGAGUGAGGUAGAUAUUGUGAAUGAUGGGUACCGCUGGCGGAAAUAUGGUCAGAAAUUAGUGAAAGGCAAUACAAAUCCAAGGAGUUAUUACAGGUGCUCAAAUGCAGGAUGUCCAGUAAAAAAGCAUGUGGAGAGGGCAUCUCAUGAUCCAAAAAUGGUUAUAACCACAUAUGAAGGACAACACGACCAUGAUAUGCCUCCAGCAAGGACGGUUACCCAUAAUUCAGCAGGACCCAAUACCACUACAACAGAUGUGAAUGACGAAUCAAGAGCUAAAUCAGAACAAAGCGACAAUGUUGGCCUUGCAAUAGUGCCCUAUAUAUGUUUGGGGCCUGAGAAUAAUAAAUCGAACGAUCAACAAACUCCAAGUGCAGAACCUGUCCAGACCUAAACUCUUGUUUUCGGUAGCAAUAAGUUACUUAGGAUCUCGAUUAGAUUGUGUGUGCGCAUUGGAGGGUAUCUUCUCUUUUCCCUUCUCAUUUUUUGGGGGUGGGAUUACUUGUGAUCGGUUAUAUAGAUUGUAAGACUUACCACCAGGUGUGUAAAAUUAGUCCAAUAGGCAUGAGAUGUAUCAUGUAGAUGUUCUCAUAAGUAUCCAAUGUUCCUGAUAGCUGUUCAUGCUGUCUCUUAUUGACUUCAUUCCUGCAUUUGCCUUCUUCCAUGUCCAGACAGUGCUUUGCUCAUAAUCCUUGAUAGGUACAACACUUGGUAUUGAAAAAUACUAAAUUAGUUCA
This is a messenger RNA of Vitis riparia (riverbank grape), 2038 nucleotides long. RefSeq names its product probable WRKY transcription factor 20. Bases 472 to 1695 code for a protein of 407 amino acids. Gene Ontology annotation, molecular function: DNA-binding transcription factor activity; sequence-specific DNA binding. The transcript has 5 exons. Gene Ontology annotation, biological process: regulation of DNA-templated transcription. The record is from RefSeq and is a predicted model, not a curated record. NCBI's taxonomy places the organism in Eukaryota, Viridiplantae, Streptophyta, Magnoliopsida, Vitales, Vitaceae.